Molecule: messenger RNA, 1834 nt
Organism: Schistocerca cancellata (South American locust)
Lineage: Eukaryota; Metazoa; Arthropoda; Insecta; Orthoptera; Acrididae
Exons: 8
Coding region: 1-1647 (548 amino acids)
Source: RefSeq, a predicted model, not a curated record
AUGGUGCUCAUAAGCAAAACAGGUUUACUUGAGGGUAUCAAGAACCCCGUCAGAAGACACGUGCGGGCAGAGACGGUACACUUCCCUGUGGUGGCUGGGCCUGCCCCCUACGCACUGAGGCCCUUCGCUGGAGUGUACAAUCCCUUCCCGUAUGGCUGCUCCAUUCUCUGCAACCAUCCAGCCGACUUCGAGGCCAAGGAUGUGGUCCGCAGGGCGAAGGACACCUGGGCGAGCGAGGGCCGCGCGGCACUGGCGUACGGCGACGGAGAGGCGGCGGUGCCGGAGGAGCUGUUCCGGCGCUACACGGACACCGACUCGCGGCCGCCCACGCCGGCGCCGACGCUGGCGAGCGCGGGGGCGCGCGGCUCGGGCCGGCGCUGCGUCACGCCCGACGCCGCCACCUCGGCCACGGCGUCGGCGUCGGCGGGCUCGGCGGCGGCCCGCGGGCGCUCCCGCUGCGGCGGCGGCCGCACGCUGCUCGUGCUCGACCUGCGCCGGUCGCGCAGCCAGGGCAUUUUCUCCGCUCAGGGACUGGGUGUUGUGUUGUCCUCAUCAUCAUUUCAUUCCCAUCUCCGGCGCGUAUUGCAGUUACCUCCCAUCCACAAGAUUCAGCCGAGUCCGGAGACGUCGACGGUGCUGACGGACACGACAGGCGGCAGCGGCGACGAGGACCUCCCGCGGCGCAGGGGGAAACGGCGCAAGCGCGGAAAGAAGGGCCGCGACGGCUCGCGGGAGCCCGAGAAGGAGUUCCAGGGGAUGCCGGAGCCCGGCGAGACGCAGGUGUCGGCGCUGCCGCUGGACUCGCGGGCCGCCAGCGCCCGGCCCUCGUUCAGCGCCGCCCCCACGCCGGCGCCCGCCCCCACCCCCGCCAACUCCGUGGCCUCGGCGCCGCCUCCCUCUGCGACGCCCGCGACGCCUCCGCCGCCGGCGCACGUGUCCUUCCUGGACGCCGCCGUCCUCCGACACCUCCAGAGGGAGCUGGACCACGAGGUCGUCGACAGCGAGUUUCAGCCAAAGAAACACAAAGCACUCGAAGAAGCACUGAAAGCCCGCCCACACGAGAAGCGCCGCGCCGGAGAAGAAAUGAGGAGAUUGAAGAAGGAGCUGCAAUUGCCGCCCAGCGACACCGAACUCUGGCUCACGCUGCCUCGCAUUUUCUCUCGCCAGAGCUCUCGGUUCGAGCUGCCUCUAGACAGCCGUACUCUUAACAAAAUGUCUCCUCUACAGUACCUUCAGUCUCAUGUAGAUGUUUCAAGUGGAAGGAAACUUCUGUACAAUAUGGUUUUCAAUAGACACAGAGAAGAGUUAGAUGAUGAAGAUACUGACAGAAGAAUGAAGGGAGAGAAUGUCGUUAUUGGUCUUGAAGAAGUAAUGGGCGCUCCUCUGUCAGAUGCACAGAUUGAAAAUUUCAGGUCGCUUGUUGGUUGGCAAGAUUCUGACAAGCUGGAUUUCCGCACGUGGUGUGGUAUAUGUGCUGCUUGUGAACGUCUGCUGGGUCCACAGUUUUCAUCGCAGGUGGCUUCUAAGGAAGAUGAUCCCUGCCAUGAAGUGGAAAAAGCUGACUUUGAGACAUUGCCACGCAAACUGCAAGGUCUCGCCCCAGAUCCACGACUGCUCACUAUUUUAAAUGGCAUUCGUGAAUUGUAAUGUAAUAAAUGACAAAAUAGUUGUCACUUGUUUUAACUGUAACAUUAAAAUUGGGUAGACUAGGCGAAAUGUUCAACUACAUUCUCUGUAUCAGUAGCAGUCUUUAUAAUUGUAAGAAAUGAAGUUAAAUAUGUACUGAAUUUUCCUACAUUUAUAACACAGAAAGAUUUAAAAUGCAGAUGUGUUA